CGCCGUCGACGCGGCGGUGGGCGCCGACAAGAGCUGCCGCUACAGCGUGCCGCCGCCCGAUUCCAUGGUGAACUACACGCUGGGCCACCACCACCAAAACGGCGCCGCGGCGGCGGCGGCCGUGGCCGGCGCCGUGUCGGGCGUGAGCAGCUCCGUGUCGGCCGUGUCGUCGGCGUCGAUGGCAGCCGCCGCGCAGUUCUACCAGCACGCGGCAGCGGCGUCGGCCGCCGCCAACGACCCGCUGUCGUCCUGCUCGCAGCCCGGGGCGGCCGCCGCCGGGGCCUCGGGGGCGGCGCCGCUGCCCGACAUCCCGCGCUACCCCUGGAUGUCCAUCACGGAUUGGAUGAGCCCGUUUGAUCGCGUCGUCUGUGGUCCGAACGGCUGCCCACGAAGACGAGGUCGCCAAACCUACACACGUUUCCAGACUCUGGAGCUGGAGAAGGAGUUCCAUUUCAACCACUAUUUGACGCGGCGGCGACGCAUCGAAAUCGCUCACGCGCUCUGCCUCACGGAGCGCCAGAUCAAGAUCUGGUUCCAGAACCGCCGCAUGAAGCUCAAGAAAGAACUCCGUGCAGUCAAGGAAAUAAACGAGCAGGCACGCCGCGAAAGAGAAGAGCAGGAGCGACUGAAACAGCAGCAGUCCGAGAAGCAGAAACAACAAGAGCAACAACAGCAGCAGCAGCAGCAACCACAACCCCAGCAACAGCAGCAACAGCCGCCGCCCCAGCAACAGCAGCCUCCGCAGCCCCCGCAUCACGGACUCACCCACCACCACCACGAUCAGCAUAAGCUCGGCGGGCUGGACAAGACCGGCGGCUCGGAUCUUCUCAAGGCAGUGGCAAAGGUGCCCACGUAAAGCGUCUACGCCAGGCAUCGAACGGCGACCGCGGCGGGAGAAACACCUCUCGCUGCGUCCCUGAAGGUCUGCAAUGCCUCAUCUGCGUUCACGCGUCUUUCCGUAGAUCGCUGAAGCUCCUCCAUGAUCCAGAGUCUCUGGGAAUUCUCAGGAACAGCGAGGAUCGCUUUGCGCAUUGCACUAACCGGCAGUCGCCCUUCGACCCUGUCGCUGCCUAGGCCUACGCUCCUUCCACAACCCUCCUAGCACUUAUGCUGGGCGUGAUGUUUGGCAGUGCUUCUCAGCCCAAAACCAAACAUUGCAUCAAGAUGUUCUCCAUUUCUUUAGCGGGAUAGCGUUAUUAACUUAAAUCCCUGGUCCUUCCUUCUAAUAUGUGUAUUAUUUAUAUGAGAAUAAGAAGUAAAAAAACUCUUUAAUGUCAGUAGUUAGUAAGUGAAGUUCUUUGCAAAUCAUGAAAUACGACACAAUGACUUAAAAAAUGUUUAGUAAUGUAGACUCUCUUUAAGUGGAGAAAGUAUCAAACGAGAAAAUAAUCACACAAGAAAUAAAAGUCAGCACAAAGUAUCCCGAAGGAUAGUGCGGAAGUGAAGAAACACGGAAUGUUGCAAUACUUAAAAUUUGAAUUUUCUUUUAUGUUGACUGUGAUAACAAUAUUUUUGAACAAUUGGUUGAGAUGUAAAUUGUUUUAGUUGGCUUAAUGAACUUCAAGAGAUUGUUAUAUUUCCAGUGUUUCAUGUUAUGUUUGGUUUACAAAAUAAUUGACAGUGGUUUUAAAGAAGAUUUAAGGUGAUUCUUUAAUGUGAAAUUGAAAAUGUAAAUGAAAGUGACUCGAAGAAGUGCUUCGGAUGAAAAAAUAGCGGACAAAGCAAUGUAAUUCUCAGUGUUGUGUUUCAUUCCCAGUAUAAUGAGCAGUUUUCUGAUCUCUCCUAUAGGAUGAAGCAGAUACAAACGGCAAUACGUGCUUUAUAAUGCCAGAAUUAGUUUCCGUACAACGAAUGAUGAUAUUUUGUUAAUGGUGCCAUAACAUUGACAAUUUUUAGCUGGAAAACAAAUAUAUAUUACAUUUUAAAAGCGUAGGAGAUGCGAGGCUUAAAGUAUUUGUUUCUACCUGUGCUUAAUUAUUUGAAUAACUUGUAAAAAACGUCGUCUUUAAUGUAUAGUACCCGUUAUCGUGCACUGAAUUUUCUAUUGGAAAGUUUUAUUUCAUAUUUUGUUUAAUAUUUCUUAAUUAUUCGUUUUUAUUAAUAGUGAAUUGUUAGAAAUUGUUACUUUUUGUAAAUAUGAGUGAGACUUCUCGCUGAUCAUGUAAAAUGUGUUCAUUUUAAUCUGAUAAUGUAAUGAAUAUUAUUACAAUAAUAUUAUUUUUAUGUGUUGCUAGAACAUGGAUUUUCCUAAUUAGACUUCUAGCACUUACUGUUUAAACGUCGCACUGCCUUUUUCGUCCUAUUUUAUGGUUUUGUAUAGAUUUUAUGAUAUUCUUUCUGUUGAAAUGUUUACAACAUUAAUUCAUUAUUCAUGCUACGACAGUAUACAUAUUUUGUUAUUAUUUCUUAAAAUUUAUGAAGUGACGUUUUAUAAUUGUGAUGCAUUUUAAUCAUUUGAACAGGACAGAACUAACGUGAAAACUGUCUGGAGAGUCAUGAUGUUUUUGGUAAAAUAUAAAAUUAAAGACCUUAAAUAUAUACAAAGGAGUGCUAAAUAUUGAUAGGCUCUUGGCCCUUUAUUAAUGUAACUUUAUUAGAUUGGUCUGUAUUGAAAAUACAUAAUCUGAAAUAUUAUCACUAGCGAUAUGAUAGGUUGUUGAUAAUAGUAAAGCCUCAGUCUAUGACAACGGGAUUAUAUUUAGUCGUUGUUUAAUACUAUCCAUUAGGUAUGUUUGACUUUGCAAGAUAUUGUAUUUGUAUUUACACAAGUUACACAUGCGAGUUCAUUUCUCGCAAUAAAGCGGCAAGUUCUAAAUCGGGAGAACGGCGUGCUCCAGGUGAAGUUGGAAGAAAAGAGGGGUAUAACAUCUGACUCGCCUGAGAACAAUCGCCUUCUAAUUUUUCCUAGCCCAGCAAUAUCGCUGAACCUACGAUAUCUCACUUGUACUUAGCGUUUUCAUGCAAUUAAUUUAUUUACUUCCAUGGCACCGAGUUCAGAAACAUUCGAGAGUUUUGUGGUCGGCUUCAAACAAACAGUGAUGAUUCAGAAAACGGAGACAAAGGUGGUAACAGACAACAAAGGCCAAGGCUAGAUGGUUAGAGGUCUCCUUAAAUUCGAAAUCAUCUUCCAUGUCAACUAACUGCUUCUGUGUAGCAUUGAAGGCUCCAGACAGGCAUAUUUCAAGCCGUAAGCUGAUGUAAGCCAUCGUUCGUUCUGUCUUCACCGCACUCUUUGACACAACACUUGGGAACUUCAGCAGCCGCGAACACUCACAACCGUGACAAACUAGAGAACAUAAGUAUUCUCUCACUGAAUUGAACAUAAAUGAAACAAGCACACAUCCCAGAGCAGCUUGUUCUUAUACUCUAGUACAUGAUACGUAAUUUGCUGUCAGGGUAGGCAAAAAUUAAACAUGUAGAAUUAUUAAGUCUAUUUAGAUGAAAGAAAGAAAACUUUUAAAUAAAAUCAGAGCUACUUCUAUUUCUCUCGAAAUUUUUUAAAACUUUUUUUGUCGAUGUGUAAUACUGAGGGCGAAUGUGUUCCGUAUGAAUCGUGAUUCCCUACCGUGUGUUUGUGUGUAAUUGUGAUAUAUGAUUGUGUUAUUUUCGAUUCGACAUUUGUAAUGUACAUGUAGGAGGUGGAAAAUACACAGCUGUCAUACGUAAAUUAACUUCAAUAUUUGAGUAAAUAUAACACUUUUUUUCUUAAAACUCAAAAAUAGUUAAAAAUUAAUAGGCUAUUUUCUAAAAAAUAAACAAUCCUUUGAGCUAAUUCUUUUCUUACCUACACUUCGUUGCUAAAGAACGGCCCUCUCGUCCACUAAGAAUGAAUUUGUUAUACAUAUUAUCGUCCGCAGGAUUGAAUAAAAACGUAUAUAAAUUGAUAUUUGAGGGCUCGGGCAACAUACGCUUUUCUGAAAACUUUUUGUGUAGUUGUUGUCCAAAGGUUACAAGUCUCCGUGUUGACAGUUAUGGAACUCUAUUUUCAGAAAUUUUUAAGUAUUCAAAAAUACAUUUCUCGGCCAUGUAUCCCAACCUGUAGAAGUACUAUAUAUACUCUCCUCUUAUUGCCAAUAAGUGACAAAAGCUGUAUUUAUUAACAUAUUUCUUUUCACCUUAUUUCUUCGUAUGUAGUGCAUUUCUACGACAUAUAAUAA
Messenger RNA from Gryllus bimaculatus (two-spotted cricket), 4157 nucleotides. NCBI's taxonomy places the organism in Eukaryota, Metazoa, Arthropoda, Insecta, Orthoptera, Gryllidae. The record is from the annotation of a GenBank genome assembly.